AUUGUGAAAUGUUCCGAAAUUUCCUAACCCGGAAGUGCUUUUUUAGUGUUGCUGUCGAGACGCUGAUACAUUUUACCUUAGACAGAACAACAUGGCGUCGAGGGCACCAGCAGCUACCGGUAGACUCCUGGUUGGCUUCCGUAAAUGGUACUACAAUGCGGCCGGAUUCAACAAAAUUGGUCUGAUGCGUGAUGACACGAUCCAUGAAGAUAGCGAUGUGAAAGAAGCCCUGCGGAGGCUCCCAGAGAAAGUGUACAAUGACAGGAUGUUCAGGCUCAAGAGAGCCCUGGACCUGUCCAUGAAGCAGGCGGUUAUGCCUAAGGAACAGUGGACUCAAUAUGAGGAGGAUGUACAUUACCUGGAGCCUUACCUGGAAGAGGUCAUCCGUGAGAGGAAAGAGGUUGAGGAGUGGUCGAAGAAAUGAGAUUAAUCUGUUCUUUCUCUUUGGUCUGUACAUGGUUGUCUGUUGUAAUGUUUAAAAUAAAGUUUACCCUAUGGGAAGACUGCUUAUUAAAAAUGUACAUUUUUGCAAAA
Messenger RNA from Salvelinus fontinalis (brook trout), 534 nucleotides. Its product is annotated as cytochrome b-c1 complex subunit 7-like. The transcript has 4 exons. The record is from RefSeq and is a predicted model, not a curated record. NCBI's taxonomy places the organism in Eukaryota, Metazoa, Chordata, Actinopteri, Salmoniformes, Salmonidae. Gene Ontology annotation, biological process: mitochondrial electron transport, ubiquinol to cytochrome c. The coding region runs from base 92 to 424 and encodes 110 amino acids.